Macadamia integrifolia is the source of this 3200-nucleotide messenger RNA. RefSeq names its product protein IQ-DOMAIN 32. Gene Ontology annotation, molecular function: protein binding. NCBI's taxonomy places the organism in Eukaryota, Viridiplantae, Streptophyta, Magnoliopsida, Proteales, Proteaceae. The record is from RefSeq and is a predicted model, not a curated record. The transcript is spliced from 6 exons. The coding region runs from base 261 to 2774 and encodes 837 amino acids.
AAACGAGAGAGAGAGAGAGAGAGAGAGAGAGAGAGUGCAGAGAAGGAAAACUGACCUGAUAAAUUGGCGGACUUGAACGCAAUGUUAGCUGCGAUUUAGGAAUGUGUUAAGGUCCGAGACUCCACUCCCACUUCGACCUGUCAAACCUCUCUCACUGGUUCUAACCUCUAACUUAUAGGGUAGAGGUAUAGCUAGCUCUUCCCUUCAUUCAUGAGCUUCUCUGAGUGAGUUGAUCUCAGUGUCUCAGUGAGAGAGAGAGUAUGGUGAGAUCCUCGAGCACCUGUUUCAAGAUCCUUGCAUGUGGCAGCGAUGCUGUUGAGAAAGAUGACAUUGAACAGACUGAGAGCAAAGAGUCUACGGACAAACGGGGAUGGAGUUUCAGAAAGAGAUCUGCCAGGCAUCGAGUGCUAAGCAACACUGUUAUCUCAGAAACGCCAUCUACUGGGAAUAAGGAGAGCCCAGAAUCAAUUGCAGUCGUCUCUGAUCCACAACCUAACUCAGCUGUUCUUGAGAAAGUAUCUGAACCACAAUGGACAGAUGAGAAACCUGAAUUAUCAAUGGCACUGCACUUAAGAGUAACUGAUCCCCCAGUUGCCACAGAGAAUACAUGUAAUCCCAACCUAGAAGAAUCUGUUGCUGUUGUCAUCCAGGCUGCUAUAAGAGGAUACUUGGCAAAAAGAACUCUCUUGAAGCUUAAGAAUGUUGUUAAGUUGCAAGCUGCUGUACGUGGGCAUUUGGUCCGGAGGCAGGCUGUGGGAACUCUACGCUGUGUUCAAGCAAUUGUCAAGAUGCAGGCUCUUGUCCGUGCUCGCUGUGCUCGUCUGUUAGUAGAAGGGUCGGUUAAUGAGAGAACUGAACAAACUGUGAAGCCCUUGGGGAAGGUAGAUUCGGGAACCAAGCCAAACCAAACUUACUCUUCCACUAAGAAACUGCUUAGCAAUGGUUUUGCUCGUCAGCUUUUGGAGUCAGCGCCCAAGACAAAAGCAAUACACAUCAAAUGUGAUGCUUCGAGAUCUAAUUCAGCAUGGAAUUGGUUGGAGAGGUGGAUGUCCGUAUCAUCAUCAGAACUUGCUCACCCAGAUAAACCAGUGUGUCCAGAGAAUGAGGAACAAGGAGAGAAUACCAAGGCAUCUGCUUCUGAAGAAGGACCUGCACCACCAGCUGCAGCUGUCUUUGUGACAGCAGAUAUAAAUUCCAAUAGCAGGGAAGCAGUGAUGGCACUUGAGAGUGAAGAGAACUUGAUCACUUAUGAUGCAGAUGACCUUGAUUUUCAAGAUGGGCAUCCUAACUUUUCAUUGAAAAGAGACGAUCUUGAUCAGCCUUGCAUUGAGAAUGUGGAUUUGGGAAAAGCUCAAAAUGCAGUUCAAUUAUGCAUUCAGGAUGAUCAUUCAAGCUGCUCGCCAGUAAAAGAUGAUCUUGAUAAGCCUCGAGUUGAGGAUGUGUGUUUGAGUGAAUCGCAAGAGGCCUCUUCUAAGAUAGAUUUGUUUCCAACUCAAGCAGAGACGCAAUCUGGUGUUAUUUCUCAGACAGCGCUCGAUUCUGUUUAUGAGAAGCCUGGGUUAAACAGUGAACAGCCAAAACGUACUAUGAAAAGGGUUGCAUCUGACGAACUAGAAACUGAGGGUAAGAAGUUUGUUUUUGGAUCAAGAAAGGCAUCUAAUCCUGCAUUUAUUGCAGCGCAUUCAAAAUUUGAAGAGCUGAGUUCAUCAGCAACAUCAGGUAGGUCAAUCAGUUCAACUAAUCAAGAUCUUGGAGCAGAUUCGAAAUCAGAUAAUCUUCUUUCUCCUGAAGAUUCUGUCCCUAGGACCAAGGAAUCAAGCCUUACAGAGUAUUCAAUCUCUCACGAUCCAAAAGUUCAGGUUGGGGGUUCAGAAUGUGGAACUGAACUUUCUAUAUCUUCCACUCUUGAUUCCCCAGACAUAUCUGAAGUUGGAGGUGGAGAACUUGAACAUGAAGCCAAAGUUACAGAAAGAGGAGCCAACAAUGUAAACAGUGCAGUUGAUAAUGGACAUAAACUUGGAAGUUCCAGUCUUGAGGAGAAAAGUUUUUCCUCCACUCCACCUAAUCUAUCCCAUGAUGUCUUUGGUCAGCCAGGGAAGCCUGAAGAAGUUGACAGAGAAUCCACCGAAUCAGUUGUAGCCGUAGGCCCUCCCAGAAUGGAGCAGCAGCCAGACAGAAGUGUGUCAGAUGUACAGGCUCAAGUGGACAGCAUCAUGGAUCAGCAAGCCUGUAAAUCAUCUCCAGAGGGAUCUCCAAGAAGCCAUAUGACUGCCGCUGAAUCACAUGGAACACCAUCAAGUCAGGUGUCAAUCAAAGCUAAGAGGGACAAAUUGGAAAGGAGUGGGUCCAACCAAAAACGGAGGUCCCAGACAAGAAGUAAGAGUUCCCUUUCAAAUCAGAAUGACUCGGGUGCAAGAAGUAGUACAGAUCAAUUGCCCAGGGACUCCAAAAAUGGGAAGCGGCGUAACUCAUUUGGUUCAGCAAGAUCUGAUCCCAUUGACCAGGAGAGAAGAGAUAGUAGCAGCAAUAAUUCUCUCCCCAGUUACAUGCAAGCAACAGAAUCUGCUAGGGCCAAGGCCAACAAUACCCAUAAUUCUCCGAGGUCAAGUCCAGAUGUGCAAGACAAGGAUAUUUAUAUCAAAAAGCGACAUUCCCUACCCAGUGCAAAUGGAAAGCAGGGCUCCCCUCGCAUGCAACGGUCAACAUCACAAGUGCAACAGAGCGUCAAAGGAAAUGGCAUACAUUCUCCUUCUGAGAGAAAAUGGCAAAGAUGAUGAAUUUCUCUGAAGGGGCCUCUCAUGCAAAGUUGUGGAGACAUUUGAUCAGCCUUUCUCAUGAGCAUCAGCAGUAAACUCAUGUCAAGCUUUAUCAAGGGUGUUUUAGUUUGGGAUAUCAGGAUUUUGCUCUGUUUGAGGUGUAUGGAAUGGGCAGGGGGAGAUGGAGGAACCCAGGAUUGAUUUCAUGUACAGUCUACUGUCUCAAAACUCCUGCCAUGAGGUGUGCUUGUGUGUGUUAUGUCUUUACUUGUGUGUAAUAUUGUUUGAUUGGCUUCAUGGAGAUGUCUCACAUUCUUAAGGUUUAUCUGGAGUUUGACAUUACAUGUAAGAUGGAGAGUGUCAGAGAGCUUGCAGUCUUACAAGAAAAAAAAAAAAGAGCAUUGCAGUUAUUGAAAUAAGAUGAAAUAUAUACCUUGUGCUUCA